AUGGCAGAAAGUCAACAGAUAACUCAAGAAACCUCUGUGGCGGUGCGUGCGGACGCCUGCAGCGGUCCUCACCGGGCCUUGGGUGCAGGGCCGCGCGCGGGCGAAGAGCCCCGGUUCGGCGCUGCCGGGCCUCCAGUCCCCUGCAGUCCCCAGAGGCUCGCCGAGUGCCUCUGCGGAGCCCCGCGACGCGCAGGCAGGGUGGCUGCUGCAACGGGUGUGAAUGUGCCUGACAAGAUGAAGAGCCGAAUCCCCGUGGUGCUCCUGGCCUGUGGCUCCUUCAACCCCAUCACCAACAUGCACCUGCGCUUGUUUGAGGUGGCCAGAGACCACCUUCACCAAACAGGCAGGUACCAGGUGAUCGGGGGUAUCAUCUCUCCUGUCAAUGACAACUACGGAAAGAAGGACCUCGUGGCUGCCCGGCACCGGGUGGCCAUGGCCCGGCUGGCCCUGCAGACGUCCGACUGGAUCCAGGUGGACCCCUGGGAGAGCGAGCAGGUGCAGUGGACGGAGACAGUCAAGGUGCUGAGGCACCAUCACAGCGAACUGCUCAGAUCUCUGCCCCGGAAGGAAGGCCCGGACCAAGGCAAGGUUGACUCUCCAGCCCCCGCAGCUGUGCCUGAGCUGAAGCUCCUCUGCGGGGCAGAUGUCUUGAAGACCUUCCAGACCCCCAACCUCUGGAAAGACACGCACAUCCAGGAAAUAGUGGAGAAGUUCGGCUUGGUGUGCGUGGACCGGGCAGGGCACGACCCAAAGGGGUACAUCUUGGGCUCACCCAUCCUGCAAAGGUACCAGGACAACAUCCACCUGGCCAGGGAGCCAGUGCAGAACGAGAUCAGUGCCACAUACAUCAGGUGGGCCCUGGGCCAAGGGCAGAGCGUGAAGUACCUGCUCCCCGAUGCCGUCAUCGCCUACAUCAAGGAGCACGACCUCUACACCAGCCCCGGAGAGGAAUGAAGGUUAGCCGAGCUGGGGAGGGCCAGCUCCGCCUCCUCCACUGAUCUCGUCCUGAGGACAGGGCGCUUACAGUCUUUGUUUUCCUAAGUUUGUCCAUUUUUCAUUUGGUUUGUUUCAACAAUGAUUUUGUUUGUGAGGCAUCUUCUGUCCCAGGAAGAGAUACCUUCUUCAGGGAGGAGCAAAUGUUUACAUCACGAGGAUGGACAUUUAUCACAGAAGUUAAAGUGGUGUGGCAGGUCAUUAGGUUUAGACAAAAGCUCUCAGAACCUCUGGAUGAAGAGGCCUUCUUAUUUUGUAGAUGGUAGUUAUGGCUGCACACUGAAGGCAGUUCUGCACAUGGCAGGGGGCCCCUGAGGGUCAGAUCAGAAUUGCCCACAAAGCAUUUUUUAACUAGGACCAGGUGCAGCUUGCGGGUCUUGAUUGGAGAGACUUGACAGGAUGCUGAUUACCAAACAGUGGGCUUUGUCAAUGCCUUGUUUCCACAAAGUAAUGCUCAUGGAGGAGUCCAAAAUUUGGAAGCAACACUUUGCUGAUUGACAUUGAAUCUUCCUUUACAAACCGUAGUCUGCCUGCCUACUGGCCAUUGAUAAAAU
Eubalaena glacialis (North Atlantic right whale) is the source of this 1547-nucleotide messenger RNA. It is a transcript of the gene NMNAT3, whose product is annotated as nicotinamide nucleotide adenylyltransferase 3. Gene Ontology annotation, biological process: NAD+ biosynthetic process. Gene Ontology annotation, molecular function: nicotinamide-nucleotide adenylyltransferase activity; nicotinate-nucleotide adenylyltransferase activity. Lineage: Eukaryota; Metazoa; Chordata; Mammalia; Artiodactyla; Balaenidae. The coding region runs from base 1 to 954 and encodes 317 amino acids. The record is from RefSeq and is a predicted model, not a curated record. Gene Ontology annotation, cellular component: mitochondrion. The transcript is spliced from 6 exons.